Molecule: messenger RNA, 3663 nt
Organism: Myripristis murdjan (pinecone soldierfish)
Lineage: Eukaryota; Metazoa; Chordata; Actinopteri; Holocentriformes; Holocentridae
Gene: cacnb2b
Product: calcium channel, voltage-dependent, beta 2b
Exons: 14
Coding region: 401-2302 (633 amino acids)
Biological process (GO): calcium ion transmembrane transport
Cellular component (GO): voltage-gated calcium channel complex
Molecular function (GO): protein binding; voltage-gated calcium channel activity
Source: RefSeq, a predicted model, not a curated record
GGUCAGAGUGAGCGGUGCGGAGCAACAGAUGCCGCCUGAGAAAUAAGCCUUUAAUGCCCCUAGGGCUCGGGAAAGGGUAACUACACUAACUCACAAUACAGACUUAAGUGAAACCCUUCACGCCACUCAUCCUUGAGUCGCGUCUGGCGCUGCCUGCGCGUCGCGGAUACUUUGGAAAUAUCUCACCUUUACGCGCGAAACAGCGCUUUACGCGUUUAAACAGCGCUGCUUUUUUUUUUUUUUUUUUAAUCACAGAAGAUCUGCUUCGGAUAAAUCCACUCGAAUGCUUUGACAGGUGAAAGCCAAUCUCAUGGCACCCGGGUCCAUGUCUUCUUUACUGCAGCCAGGUGAACCGUACUUUUAACUGCUCCUUAACCGCUUGCAGAGCACUUGAACCACCAUGCCACCCAAGAAGAAGGGAGAGCGUCAGGAGGAUGCCUUUGAGGAGAGGAACGCCCAGGUGCAGUUGGAGAAAGCCAAGUACAAGCCUGUGGCGUUUGCCGUGCGUUGCAACUUCUCCUACACGCCAGCAGACGACGACAACGUCCCCGUGCCAGGCCAGGCUGUCACUUUCGAGGCCAGAGACUUCCUGCAUGUGAAAGAGAAAUUUAACAAUGACUGGUGGAUCGGCCGACCGGUGAAAGAGGAUGGUGUGGUGGGCUUCAUCCCCAGUCCAGUCAACCUGGAAACCAUCCUCAUUAGAAGAGAGGUGCAGGCCAGGAAAGCUGCCAAGGCCUUAGCCAACAAAGCAGCAGCUCAAGCAGCUCAAGACAUGAACUCAAAAAAAUAUACCCCUCCCUCACAAGCUAAUCAGCAGGUGAAAAAGAAACCGGGGGAGCAGGUGGCUAUGUACGACGUAGUGCCUACCAUGCGUCCUGUGGUUCUGAUGGGGCCAUCGCUGAAGGGCUUAGAGGUCACAGAUAUGAUGCAAAAAGCACUAUUUGAUUUUUUAAAACAUCGAUUUGAAGGCAGAAUCACUAUUACACGGGUCACAGCAGACAUCUCUCUGGCGAAGCGGUCCAUACUCAACAAUCCCGGCAAAAAGGCCUUAAUUGACCGGUCCAACACACGCUCCAAUCUAGAUGCUGCCGCCCAGAUCCAGGGCGAGGUGGAGCGUAUCUUUGAGCUGGCCCGCAGCCUGCAGCUGGUGGUGCUGGAUGCAGACACAGUCAACCACCCUCUCCAGGUGUCCAAGACCUCCCUGGCCCCCAUCCUCGUCUAUGUCAAGAUCUCCUCGCCGAAGGUGUUGACCAGACUGAUCAAGACUAGAGGGAAAUCUCAGACCAAACAUCUUAAUGUUCAGCUGGUGGCAGCAGACAAGCUGGCCCAGUGUCCACCGGAAAUGUUUGAUGUCAUCUUGGAUGAGAACCAGCUAACCGAUGCCUGUGAGCACAUUGCUGAUUACUUGGAGUCCUACUGGAGAGCCACUCAUCCACCAGAGAUGGAGUCUGCCAAUCCCCUGGUGGCCCAGCUGGCAGAAAAUACACUGCCCACCAGUCCCACAGCAAUACAGGAUGAGCAGAAAAGCAAGAAGUUGGCAGCCACCAAGAGGAAGAGUUCCCGUGAGAACUACCUGGAUCAGGAGCCCCCUUCAGCCCCUGCUCAGGAGCAGAGGACUGAGGAGGGCCACAGAGAGGAGGAGGAGCGGCCCCUGAGGACUGAACCAAAGAGAUCCCAGCACACCCACCACCACCACCACCAUCAUCACCACCACCGCAGGACGGAGAACCACAACCACACCCAGCACAGCCAACCUUCUGGGAGCAUAGAUGUACAGUCUAGCAGGGAUUAUCCCCAGAGGCUCCCGCGCAGGCACUUACCCGAGGAGAGGGUCGAGGAGGUGGAGGAGGUGGAGGAAGAGGAGGAGGUUCGCUACAACCAUAGGCCUGUGGCAACGCACAGGGACCACAACCACCAUCAUCAUAACAGCAACCACCACCAUCACCAUCACCACCACCACCAACAUCACCGCGCAAACAGCCAGCCACAUGCUGGAGAUGACUAUGAGCUGGAGCACAAUGAACGCAACCGGCAGCACAGGCACCACCAGCAUAUUCCACCACGGACACACCACACGGAGCACUAUCCGGUGCACAAUCAUCACAACUACCACCACUACCAUGGUAGAGACAGAGACAAGGACAGAGAGAGAGACAGGGACAGAGAUAGGGACAGAGACAGAGACAGAGAAAGGGACAGAGAUAGGGAUCGAGACAGGGACAGGGACAGAGAUAGAGACCGAGAUAGGGAGGGGAGGCAUGGAGAUGCAAGACACUGGCACAGGGAUUCCUACAUACACUAGUUGCUGUUGUCUGUACUGUGGGUCAGUGCAUGGUUUAAUGCUGCUCAAGUUAUAAUGCACUAAUGGAUGGGCAGGGUGUAUCGCCUUUAUACAUAUAUGUUUCUCCCCACCAGUCUGUCACUCUGUUUCUCCCUUUGUCACGCACAUACUCUGAUUGUCUUUCUGUUCUUUUUAUCAAUCAAAAGGAUUUUUUAAUCACUGGUAUGGUCAACUUUUUGUUUGUCAUAUGCAUUUCUUUAUUAUCAUCUAAACCAGAUGGCUAUAUCUAUGCGUAUUUCCUGCACAAACGUUUGUCAGGAUUGAGCCCAGCAAUGUCUGGGCAACACAUAUCUAAAUGUUUGUUCACUCAUGCGUCAUUCUGUUUUGUAUUCCUUUUGCAUUGCAUCAGUCUCAUAAUUGAACUGAUUGUCUAGUUUUCUUUUCUACAAAGUCACAAAAAGGGAUUUUUGUUUGUUUUGAAAUGGCAUUAUUAGUAAUCAUUUUGGUCAAAUACUAUCUAAACUAUUUGCUUGUUUCAGUGUCACAUUUUAUUCUGCCCCCAUGUAUUUAAAAUAUGUAUAGACACAUGCAUACCGUGUUACCGGCAUAUCUUUAAAAGCCAACAAUUUAUUUUAAACAUUGGCAAGGAAAGGCCAAAACUAUUUUUCUACACAGUUGUAAAAUGAAGUCAUACUUUGCUUCCUACUUUUCUAAUGGAGUUCACUGACUUGCAUAUGCUCUGUCUGGAAGCAUGAAUAAUUUUUUAGUGACAUUGACUUGUGCUAUGUGCUGGAUACUCUAUGCAUCUUCUUGUGAUAAAAUAUAUUGCUUGAAUACAAUCUCUAUGCAUUUGUAUAUACUUCAUAAAUGCCUUGUUAGUAAUGUGUAAGGAGAACCAGAUAGCCUAUUGCACUGUUUGGUUGAACUUUACCUACAGUAAAUGAGUGCUUUGAUUUGAAAGACUGCAGGUCUACCAACCUGAAUUGACUUUGUUUAUUUCAAAAUUAUUUGUUUUGAAAAAUCUUCAUUUUGUAUAGCAUUCGAGAGUUGGUUUUGACUAAUAGGCAUACUUUUGUUAGAUAUCAUGUGAAGUGACUUUUAUUUGAUGAUUUUACUUUUACUCCACUGACCAUUGAACUUGUACCUGACACAAAAAUGCUUCCAAAAUUAAGAGUGGAAAAAACAAAAAAAGAUGACAUUCCUCAGUAAACAGCUUUAAUGAAUGCUUUUUCAUAAAAAAUGGAAAUAUUGUAUUGGGUAUUAAUAACUAGAGUUUGCCUUGCGUUUGAAUUUACUUUUACUGGUUACCUUGUUGUCUUAACUGAUUGCAGAUUUCUUUAAUAGGCUACACAGGAAAUAAAACAGCCAGAGCUGUGCUUGCC